CACUGCUGUGACACACAGCAGUCAGAGUGAUCCUUUUAGCAUCUGCAUCAGAUCACUUCCCCACCUUGUUCAAAUUUCUCCCGUGACUUCCCGUCACGCAAGAGCCAUACUCCUCACUUUGGCUGAUAGGGCCCACUGUGGUCUGGUCCACGCCCACUUCUCCAACUGUUUCUUUUAGUCAUCUCCAUCUUUCCUUCCUGGCCACACUAGCCUUUCUGCUGGUCUUAGGUCAGUCUUGUUCCUACCACAGGGUUUUUACACUUACUAGUUCCUCCAGGAAUGUUUUCUUCUUAAUUUCUCACAGGACUCCCUUAAAAUCUCUGCUGAAAUGUCACCUCCUCAAGAAAGCCUUCUCGGACUACGCUCUGUAACACAGCACCUCUUAUCACUCUAUAAUCUCAUCCUGUUUUAUUUUUCUUCCUAGAAAUUCAAAGACCCUGAAAUAUUUUUUUUUACCUCUUUGUCCUCCUUUAGUUUGUGGGUUCCUUAGGGAAAGGGGUCUUGAUCAUCUCAUUCACCAACAUAUCCCAAGCAACUAGCACAGUGGCUGGUAUAUAACAGGUGCUCAGUAAGUACUUGUUGAAUAAAUGGAUAGAUGGAUGGGUGGAUUGGAUUGAUAGAUGGAACAUUUUCUCAAUCCUGCCCCUCUUCUGUGAGCAUGUGCAUAUACGUGUGCACACGUGCGUGAAUGCACACACACACACCACCAUUUAUCAGGUUACGCUUCUUAAACUACCUGGGUCCCUCCCCAAUUACAGGAUUACACUGAUGGUGCACCCAGGGGUCUAUUUUGAGAACAGAAGGUGCUACAAGACAAGGUCCUCCACAAAGGAAUGUACUUCAGGAGCAAAGGGAGGCUAGGGGCUUGGACUUGUUGGAUAAAAGGAAGCUCAAGCCAAAAACAAAUUUUUAUUGAGCAGCAGGAACUCCACUGGUGCUACAAAGGACUGGGAUAUAAAACAAAGAAUUGCUUUCCAUGAAGACAGAGCAGAUACAUUGAGGGAAUUGUCACAGAAGAAUAUUACUUAGACGGUAACAGAGGCGGAAUGAUUGGGAAUAGUCUCUCUCUGUGCUAUCACAACAAACUAAUCUUAGCACCUAUGGUUCGGGUGGGGACCCUUCCAAUGAGGCUGCUGGCCCUGGAUUAUGGAGCAGACAUCGUUUACUGUGAGGAGCUGAUUGACCUCAAGAUGCUUCAGUGCAGGAGAGUUGUCAAUGAGGUGCUCAGCACAGUGGACUUUGUUGCCCCUGAUGACCGAGUCGUCUUUCGCACCUGUGAAAGAGAGCAGAGCAGGGUGGUUUUCCAGAUGGGGACUUCAGACGCAGAGCGAGCACUUGCUGUGGCCAGGCUUGUAGAAAAUGAUGUAGCUGGUAUUGAUGUCAACAUGGGCUGUCCAAAAGAAUAUUCUACCAAGGGAGGAAUGGGAGCUGCACUGCUGUCAGACCCUGACAAGAUUGAGAAGAUCCUCAGCACUCUCGUUAAAGGAACACGCAGACCUGUUACCUGCAAGAUUCGCAUCCUGCCUUCGCUAGAAGAUACCCUGAGCCUUGUGAAGAGAAUAGAAAAGACUGGCAUUGCCGCCAUCGCAGUUCACGGGAGGAAGCGGGAGGAGCGGCCUCAGCACCCUGUCAGCUGUGAAGUCAUCAAAGCCAUCGCUGAAACCCUCUCCAUUCCUGUCAUAGCCAACGGAGGAUCUCAUGACCAUAUCCAACAGCAUUUGGACAUAGAGGACUUCCGACAAGCCACAGCAGCCUCUUCAGUGAUGGUGGCCCGAGCGGCCAUGUGGAACCCAUCUAUCUUCCUCAAGGAGGGUCUCCGGCCUCUGGAGGAGGUCAUGCAGAAGUACAUCAGAUAUGCGGUGCAAUAUGACAACCACUAUACCAACACCAAGUACUGCUUGUGCCAGAUGCUACGGGAACAGCUGGAGUCAUCCCAGGGAAGAUUGCUCCAUGCUGCACAGUCUUCCCAGGAAAUUUGUGAGGCCUUUGGCCUUGGUGCCUUCUACAAGGAGAUGACACAGAAGCUGGAUGCCCGGCGGGCUGAGCUCUUGGCCAGAACUCCGAAAGAAACAAAGGAGCCAGCUGAAGAUACCUCUGGUGUCAUUAAGAUGGCUGUCAAGUUUGACCGGAGAGCAUAUGCACCCCAGAUCACCCCCAAGAUGUGCCUGCUGGAGUGGUGCCGGAGGGAGAAGUUGGCACAGCCCACAUAUGAAACAGUUCAACGGCCCCUAGAUCGCCUGUUCUGUUCUGUUGUCACUGUUGCAGAGCAAAAGUACCAGUCUACCUUAUGGGACAAGUCCAAGAAACUGGCGGAGCAAGCCGCGGCCAUCGUCUGUCUGCGGAGCCAGGGCCUGCCUGAGGGUCGGCUGGGUGAAGAGAGCCCCUCCUUGUACAAGCGCAAGCGGGAGGCCUCUGACCAAGACCCUGGGGGCUGUAGAGCUCAGGAGCCAGCACUGCCUGGGGAAAUGUGCAAGAAGCCCUUUGUAGCCUUGGAAAGUGGUCAAGGGAGCCCCCUGGAAGGCUGGUGACUACUGUCCCUGCCCUGGUCAGCCCCUCCCUGGGCCUGGCUCUAAGGUGGCUGUGGGUGCUGGAGCAUAAGCUGGAAACCAUUGGACAGUUUGCUGGCCCAGCCUAUCAGAAGUGAGAGGUGCUGGCCUGGGCCAUCAGCCUGCAACAUGGACCAAGGAGUACCCAGGAUUGGAUUCCUAUCUCCCUUGGUGGGUCUCAGGGGUGGGGCCAAGGUCCUAGCAACUUCAGUGUUUUCUUUGAAGAUGGGCUUUUCAGGUGGCACUUCUCCAACCUGACACUGGAACAGUGCAAUAAAGACAACCCCCACCCUCACCUAAGGCUGGCUGCUUCAGCCUUGGGCACCUUUACA
Oryctolagus cuniculus (rabbit) is the source of this 2878-nucleotide messenger RNA. The record is from RefSeq and is a predicted model, not a curated record. NCBI's taxonomy places the organism in Eukaryota, Metazoa, Chordata, Mammalia, Lagomorpha, Leporidae.